Molecule: messenger RNA, 4807 nt
Organism: Vombatus ursinus (common wombat)
Lineage: Eukaryota; Metazoa; Chordata; Mammalia; Diprotodontia; Vombatidae
Gene: XK
Product: X-linked Kx blood group
Exons: 3
Coding region: 21-1349 (442 amino acids)
Cellular component (GO): membrane
Source: RefSeq, a predicted model, not a curated record
CUCCGUAGGAGGGGGUGGAGAUGAAAUUCCCCGGCUCUGUCCUGGUGUCCGUGUUCCUCUUCGUGGCCGAGACCGCCACCGCUCUGUACCUGAGCAGCACCUACAACUCGGCCGGGGACCGCAUCUGGCUGUCCCUGACCCUGCUCUUCGCGCUGCUGCCCUGCGUGCUGGUGCAGUUCACGCUCAUCUUCAUCCACCGAGACCUGAAAAGGGACCGGCCGCUGGUGCUACUGCUGCACAUGCUGCAGCUGGGACCCCUGAUCAGGUGUGUGGAAGUCUUUUGCAUAUAUUUUCAAGCUGGCAGAGUUGAAGAGCCUUAUGUCAGUAUCACCAAGAAGAAGCAUAUCCCUAAAAAUGGACUCACAGAAGAAAUUGAGAAAGAAGUGGGCAGGGCAGAAGGCAAGUUGUUCACGCACAGGUCAGCGUUCAGCAGGGCAUCGGUGAUCCAGGCUUUUUUGGGCUCAGCACCUCAGCUGACCCUUCAGCUGUACAUAAGCGUCUUGCAGCAGGAAAUCACCAUUGGGAGAAGUAUCUUCAUGUCACUGUCCCUUCUGUCCAUCGUGUAUGGGGCUUUGCGUUGCAACAUCCUGGCCAUCAAGAUCAAAUAUGACGAAUAUGAGGUCAAUGUGAGACCUGCAGCCUAUCUCUGCAUCUUCCUCUGGCGGAGCUUUGAGAUCGCUACACGGGUCGUGGUCCUGGUCCUUUUCAGCUCCGUCCUCCAGAUCUGGAUCCUCCCGGUGGUGCUUCUCAAUUUCUUCGGCUUUUUUUUUUACCCUUGGAUUCUCUUCUGGAGGAGUGGCUCCCCCUUUCCAGAGAAUAUCAAGGCCAUGAGCAGAAUGGGCACCACCAUAGUGCUGUGCUUCCUCACCUUCCUGUAUGCUGGCAUCAACAUGUUCUGUUGGUCGGCUGUACAGCUGAAGAUCAACAGUCCUGACUUGAUUAAUAAGUCUCAGAACUGGUACAGGUUGACGGUCUAUUACAUGCUGAGGUUCAUUGAGAAUGCCUUCCUCCUCCUCAUGUGGUACAUCUAUAAGACAGACAUUUACAUGUAUGUGUGUGCCCCCUUGCUCAUCCUGAAGCUGCUGAUUGCAUAUUGCACAGCCAUCCUCUUCAUGCUAGUGUUUUACCAGUUUUUCCACCCUUGCAAAAAGCUCUUCUCAUUUAGUCUUUCUCAAGGCCUAUUGUCAUGCUUCAGGUCUCUUUGCUUUCCAUGUAAAAGGCAGAGACGCAGUGACCCAGCAGAAAGGGUAGAGUUGAAAUCACCGGAUGACUCUGAAAGCCCCAUGCAGCAGCAAAAAAGUGAGCCACAGAACAGAAACCCAAACCUCAAUGUCCCUUCCAAUUCUUAAUGGGGCCAGUAGUGAGAUGGUGUCUCUCCCGGCAGCCAUUGCUUAUGUCUACAAGUCCUCUGGUCUUGUUUUCUGGGUCUGGCUGAUGCUUGUUCAGACCACCUGUAACAACACCACACAUGUCUUUGAAUAGACAGGAAGUUAUCCCUACAAAUGCACCCUCUACUCCCUGACAGCUAGCUCGAUUUAUAUGCCAUUAGAGUAUGGAAUAUGUGUGUGAAAGUGUAUGUUUGUGCAGAGAGAGUGGCAAGGAGAGUGGCAGGUUAUCAGUCCAGUGUGGUACAAAGCAUGACACCCUGUUCAACAAAGGUUGUGUGUAUAAAUGUGAAUGAUUGUGUUCUCCCAGUUGGCAUUGUCCUCUUUAGUUUGAAAACAGCAACAACAACAACAACAACAACAACAACAAAAGAGACAGCACACUUUUGUCACGUUGCAGGUCAGAACUUCAUGGAAUUUUAUCUCAGCUUUUGGAAAUAGGGAAACCUGAAAUUGAGUUGGUUAGGUAGAAUGAGGAAAAGGUCUCCCUUUUUCUUGGGUUUCCUGAUUAUCCUAUCCAGAAACUCAGAUUAUCCACCAGUCCUAAGGAUGGUCCUUGUGUAGCAGUCGGCGAUUGGGAGUUACUGCUAUGGUCAUACCAUGAGACCAUGCCUUCACUCUCUGCAUUUCUUAAGAGUGAAACCAUUAAAGUCCAACCUACAGUGAGCAGUUGAACACUGACUUUUUCUGCCUGUGCUUAGUGCAAGAAGCUUCUGCUUAAAUGCAGAAAGAAUCUAGUCUUUUCUCCAGACUGGCUGGUGGAACUAAUUGCCUGUGCAUGAUGAAAACAGAGAAGGGAAAGCCUAUGAGCUUGAUUUUCAAACCCUUGAAUCUGCUGUUUUCACACUGAUGAUCUCUCAACUUUCCCAUUCCACCCCUCAGAUCAUAUAUAUUCAAGUAUUUGGAUCUGGAGACUUUAGGUUCCAGGUGCCCCUAAGAACAAACUUGCAUUCUAGCUUUGACUUUAAUUCUAGAAGCUCUGGAGUUUUCGAAAGCAUUAAUAAGCAUUAGAUAUAUAGGCAAACUUCUGGACCAUAAGGUUCAGUUAGCAUUAAAAUAACUAACUGAGGGAGUUAUGCAGUCUCCUUCUCUGAGAGCUUCUACCAACAGGAUACCAUUCUUUUUGGGAUGGUUAGAUGUGGGUCACUUUGAAAGCAGUCUUCUAUCCUUUCAAAGUCCUUUCUCGCCUCAGGAUUUUGUGAAGUCACAGAAAACCCUGAGAUUUUUUUUUUUUAAUUUUAGAAAGUAUCAUUUCUCCCAAAAAACUCAGCCAAGACCAGCAUAAAUUUUAUAAGAAGAUCACUUGGAAAUUCCAGGCCAGUGUUAUCCAGGUAAGAUAUUUUGGUUUGUAUUACUUAAAGAAAAAAACUCAUUUUUAAGAAAGGUAGACUAAUCUUGAUGUGGAUCUUAGUGCUACCACCCUUCUCCACUGCCCCAAAGAAAUUAAGUAACCAAAAAUCCAAUGUCAAUUUAGGAUCCCUCCUUUUUUUUUUUUUUGAUACAUUCUGAAUCUGUAGUAAUGAUGACAAACUGAAGAAGGCUUCUGAUUCAACCCAUUCCUCCUUUAUUCACCUCUUCAAUUUGGUACUCUGUGUGUGGGUAUGUUGUGUGUAUAGAUGUGUGUUGACAUGAAGCUGGGUAACAUUUAUUCAAUUGUCUAGGGGAAACUAUGAUCCAAUACCUUUAUUUUUAACAUUAAAAAUUUUUCCCCUGUAACACCUGGAACCAGGUUGAAACAAAGACAUCAUUUGACAUCAUUAAAAAUGAAAUAAUGGAAUUUUAGAAUAUAAGAUAAGCUUAGACCAAGGACAUUAAAUGAACCAUAUUGUGUCAGGGAUCCAGUCUUUUUGUAUGGCUAUACUGUCUAGUAAGAUGUAUUUGUCAAAAUUCUCACUUUUAUUUGUAAUUCACAUUGGUUUGAAUUUCAUAUAGAAAACAUAAAAUGUACAUACACAAAGACAUACAAUUUGAUGCACUGUUUUUGUUAUAUUCAUGGAAAAUGAGACAAUAUAAAUGUUUUUCACCCCUAAAGGGCAUUCUCAUGUGAUGUACUAUUUUUAUACACGUUGGUUGGCAUGUCUAUAGACUACUGAUUAUUCUCACCUCUGUUUUGUGUUUGCAGAUUUUUAAAAUUUGAAGUUCUCUUGGUUUAUCAAUAUAUGUUAAAAAUUGUAUGCAUGUGAAGUCAGCAAAUGCCCUUUUUCAUUCAAAUAAGAGCAAAACAUCUUGUGUUAUGCACCAUCUUGCUGCCUCUUAGCCCACGUCAACCAUCCUUAAUACUGUUUUUUCGGCCUAAUGCAAAUCAUUAUGUGUGUGUAUGUGUGUUUGGGUGUGUAUGUGUACCUGCAUAUGUGUGUACAUGCUGAUACAUCCAUGUGUAUAUGCAUACAGAAUUACAUACUGUGCAUCUAGACAAAUAGGUGUAUUUAAAUGUACAUAGACAUUAAGUAUAUUUAAAUGUACAUAGACAUGUACAUAUGACCAUAUAAAAUAUUUUUUCUGUAAUUACUUAGUGGAGAAAAAGUUUCUAUUAGGAUUGUGUCUCUAUGCAUGGCAGCAAAACCAUUCCUGGCUCCUAGUUUGGCCCCUGUUAUGCAUCUUUAAGCAGUUUGGUCACCUCUCUGUCCCUCCAUCCUCCCAUCUAACAAAUAUAGUAAUAGCUGACCUGUCUACUACACAGGGGUGCUGUCAGCAUCAAAGUAGAUAAUAAUCAUGACAGAUUGCACAGUUACUGUGCAACUAUAAGAUGGCAUUCGUUUCUGUCACCAAGCUCAUAAGGGAAAUCUGUUGCAGUAAGAAAGGCUGUUUUGAACUGGUACCAGUACUGUGGCUUGCAUCCAGCUUCUGAAUGAAUCCUUGGUUGUUUGACCUUGUGGAAACAGGUUUGAUUGAAUAGCAUCUACUUUGGAAAGGAGAGGUAGGGAAGUACAGAACAUCUGGUCCAGCUGAUGUUACUGUUCUUACUGCCUGUGUUCAUAAAAACUUACAUUUAUAGAUAUGGGACUGGGUGGGGAAUAAAAAUUACUACAAACUACCCCCCCUUUCUUUCAGAGGAUCCUAAAUAUGUAUCUGCUGCUGGGAAAUCUGUCUUUUUUUUGCCUCAUGCUUCCACAAAAUGCACAGGAGGCUCUUUCAAUAAUCACAUUGACAACUUGGAGGUGUGAUACUACCAGGUUUGAAUUUAACAUGUUUGAAAAACAUCUUUUUGUCUUAAAGCCGAUUCUCAAACAUAGGACAUUUCCUUGGAAAUCACCUUUAUCAUCAAAAAGUUGUCAUGGUUCUGUAUAUGUAUAUAUGAGUAUUAUACUUCUUGUGAACAGAUUGUGAGUUUUAUAUUCUGAAUCAUGCCCACCACAAUAACUAUACUAAAUAUAUCAUGGACGUGAUUUUAUUGGCUGCCUCUCUGCAGUCAUUGCCUCUAA